AUUGCUUAUCCUAAUUUAUCAAAAUUAUCAGUAUGGCAUGCACUGUAUAAAUAGCUAAUCGAAUAUAAUGAAAUGGUCAGAUAUCAAAAGUUUUAGGACAAUGCACAAAUUAGUGCUUUUAGUUCUGUGUGGGGCAGCAUAUGCGCUGGCGGCGCCGGGCGCGCGCAUCGUGGGCGGGCAGGGCGCCUCCAUCGAGGAGUACCCCUUCUCCGCCGUGCUCAUGUACUACUGGGAGGACGUGUGGCAGCCCAACUGCGGCGGCGCGCUGGUCACGCGCACCACCAUCCUGUCUGCGGCCACCUGCUACGGAUUCGCUUUGCCGUCGACGUUCAGCGCGCGCGUGGGCAGCACGUCCCGCGUGACGGGCGGCACGGUGGUGGCGGCGCGCGAGUUCGUGUUCCACCCGGACUACCUGAAGGUGAUGGAGGCGCUGCAGCCGAUGCCCUUCGACCUGGUGAUCGUGCGCGUGGCGCCCGGCAUCGAGUACUCUACCGUCAUCCAGCCCGCGCGCAUCCCCGCCGCGCAGUUUCCGCUCCCGACGGGCACCGCGCUCACUGCCCUCGGCUGGGGUCAAACUACCAACAACGGUUCCCUUAUCGGAAUUAUCACCGAAGCAUCGGAAACACUGAAACAAGUAGAAGUCCGGGUGUUCGACCAGCAAACUUGCAGAGAACGGUACAGCGCGUAUGAGAUCGUGGACCACAUGUUGUGCAGCAUUGCGGUGGAGGGCGCGGGCACGUGCCGCGGGGACACUGGUGGUCCGGUGGUGCUGGACGGCGACGUGGUGGUGGGCAUCAGCUCCUGGCGCCGGAACAACUUGUGCGGGAACGACUUCUACCCGGAGAUCAGCACUAAAGUCAGCACCUUCUCUGGAUGGAUCGUCGAAAACGGCUCCGGAUAAACACGUAUAAAGAUAAAUAAAUAUUGCUUUGGAAGAUUU
Plutella xylostella (diamondback moth) is the source of this 940-nucleotide messenger RNA. Its product is annotated as trypsin CFT-1. Gene Ontology annotation, molecular function: serine-type endopeptidase activity. NCBI's taxonomy places the organism in Eukaryota, Metazoa, Arthropoda, Insecta, Lepidoptera, Plutellidae. The record is from RefSeq and is a predicted model, not a curated record. Gene Ontology annotation, biological process: proteolysis.